GGGUUACAAGGGGUUACAGGGGGUUACAAGGGGUUACAAGGGGUUACAAGGGGUUACAAGGGGUUACAAGGGUUACAAGGGGUGACAGGGGGUGACAAGGGGUUACAGAGGGUUACAAAGGAUUAUAGAAACUUUUUCUAAAUAGAACGUUCUCAGAUACUUUUUCUUGGUCUAUUUUGCAUAAAAAUCAAAGUUGAAGAAAUCUCAAAUUUUUGACCAAAACGAUGGACUAACCCGUUUGAAAAAAUUCUAAUUUUGCGUUUUUCGUAAACAGUUGUUUUUAUAGUCUUUAAAGGAUUCUUUUUUAUUUAGAACGUCAGCAAACACUUUUUCCCCAUGUAUUUUUGAUAAACACCAAACAUGAAAAAACUUGAACUUUUUGACACAAAUCAUGUACUAUCCCCUUUGCAAAAAUGCCAAUUUUGCCUUCUUUUUAAAUUCAUGUUUAUACUGUCUAGAAAGGCUUGUUUUCUAACGAGAACGUCACCAAAUACUUUUUCUGGGUGUAUUUUGCAUCAAACGAAACGUUCACAAAAUUUCAAAUUUUUGACCAAAACCAUUGACUAACCCCUUUGCAAAAAUGCCAAUUUUGUGGGUUUUUGAAACCGAUGUUUUUGUUCUUCAAAAAGACUUGUUUGCUAUAUAAAACGUCGAAAAUCGUUUUUUCACGAUUUAUUUUCACCAUCUAUGACAUGGGAAUACAGGGGGGUUACAAGGGGUUACAGGGGUUACAACAAGGGUUACAAGGGGGUUACAAGGGGUUACAAGGGGUUACAAGGGUUACAAGGGGUUACAAGGGGUGACAAGGGGUGACAAGGGUGACAAGGGUUACAGGGGGUUACAAAGGAUUAUAGAAACUUUUUCUAAAUAGAACGUUCCCAGAUACUUUUUCUUGGUCUAUUUUGCAUAAAAAUCAAAGUUGAAGAAAUCUCAAAUUUUUGACCAAAACGAUGGACUAACCCCUUUGAAAAAAUUCUAAUUUUGCGUUUUUCGUACACAGUUGUUUUUAUAGUCUUUAAAGGAUUCUUUUUAUUUAGAACGUCAGCAAACACUUUUUCUCGAUCCAUUUUUGAUAAACACAAAAGAUGAAAAAACUUCAACUUUUUGACCAAAAUCAUGGACUAUCCCCUUUGCAAAAAUGCCAAUUUUGUCUUCUUUUUAAAUCAAUAUUUAUAUUGUCUAGAAAAGCUUCUUUUCUAACGAGAACGUCACCAAAUACUUUUUCUGGGUGUAUUUUGCAAAAAACGAAACGUUCACAAAAUUUCAAAUUUUUGACCAAAACCAUGGACUAACCCCUUUGCAAAAAUGCUAAUUUUGUGGGUUUUUGAAACCGAUGUUUUUCUUCUUCAAAAAGGCUUGUUUGCUAUAUAAAACGUCGAAAAUCGUUUUUUCACGAUUUAUUUUCACCAUCUAUGACAUGGGAUUACAGGGGGUUACAAAGGGUUACAGGGGGUUACAAGGGGUUAAGGGGUUACAAGGGGUUACAGGGGUUACAAGAGGUUACAAGGGGUGACAGGGGGUGACAAGGGGUUACAGGGGGUUUUAAAAGGAUUAUAGAAACUUUUUCUAACUAGAACGUUCCCAGAUACGUUUUUCUUGGUCUAUUUUGCAUCAAAAAAUCAAAGUUGAAGAAAUCUCAAAUUUUUGACCAAAACGAUGGACUAACCCCUUUGAAAAAAAUUCUAAUUUUGCGUUUUUUCGUACACAGUUGUUUUAUAAUCUUUAAAGGCUUCUUUUUAUCUAGAACGUCAGCAAACACUUUUUCGCGAUCCAUUUUUGAUAAACACAAAAGAUGAAAAAACUUCAACUUUUUGACCAAAAUCAUAGACUAUCCCCUUUGCAAAAAUGCCAAUUUUGCCUUCUUUUUAAAUUCAUGUUUAUACUGUCUAGAAAGGCUUGUUUUCUAACGAGAACGUCACCAAAUACUUUUUCUGGGUGUAUUUUGCAUCAAACGAAACGUUCACAAAAUUUCAAAUUUUUGACCAAAACCAUUGACUAACCCCUUUGCAAAAAUGCCAAUUUUGUGGGUUUUUGAAACCGAUGUUUUUGUUCUUCAAAAAGACUUGUCUGCUAUAUAAAACGUCGAAUAUCUUUUUUUUACGAUUUAUUUUCACUAUCUAUGACAUGGGAAUACAGGGGGUUACAAAGAGUUACAGGGGGUUACAAGGGGUUACAAGGGGUUACAGGUGGUUACAAGAGGUUACAAGAGGUUACAAGGGGUGACAUGCGGUGACAAGGGGUUACAGAGGGUUAAAAAGGAUUAUAGAAACUUUUUUCUAGCUAAAACGUUCCCAGAUACGUUUUCUUGGUCUAUUUUGCAUAAAAAUCAAAGUUGAAGAAAUCUCAAAUUUUUCACCAAAACGAUGGACGAGCCCCUUUGAAAAAAUUCUAAUUUUUCGUUUUUCGUACACAGCUGUUUUUAUAAUCUUUAAAGGCUUCUUUUUUAUCUACAACGUCAGCAAACACUUUUUCUCGAUCCAUUUUUGAUAAACACAAAACAUGAAAAAACUUCAACUUUUUGACCAAAAUCAUGGACUAUCCCGUUUGCAAAAAUACCAAUUUUGCCUUCUUUUUAAAUCCAUGUUUAUAUUGUCUAGAAAGGCUUGUUUUCUAACUACAGCGUCACCAAAUACUUUUUCUGGGUGUAUUUUGCAUAAACGGAAACGUUUACAAAAUUUCAAAUUUUUGACCAAAACCAUGGACUAACCCCUUUGCAAAAAUGCCAAUUUUGUGGGUUUUUGAAACCGAUGUUUUUGUUGUUCAGAAAGGCUUGUUUGCUAUAUAAAACGUCGAAAAUCGUUUUCUCACGAUUUAUUUUCACCAUCUAUGACAUGGGAAUACAGGGGGUUACAAGGGGUUACAAGGGGUUACAAGGGGUUACAGGGGGUUACAAGAGGUUACAAGGGGUGACAGGGGGUGACAAGGGGUUACAGGGGGUUUCAAAGGAUUAUAGAAACUUUUCUCUAACUAGAACGUUCCCAGAUACGUUUUCUUGGUCUAUUUUGCAUCAAAAUCAAAGUUGAAGAAAUCUCAAAUUUUUGACCAAAACAAUGGACUAACCCCUUUGAAAAAAUUCUAAUUUUGCGUUUUUCGUACACAGCUGUUUUUAUAAUCUUUAAAGGCUUCUUUUUUAUCUACAACGUCAGCAAACACUUUUUCUCGAUCCAUUUUUGAUAAACACAAAACAUGAAAAAACUUCAACUUUUUGACCAAAAUCAUGGACUAUCCCCUUUGCAAAAAUGCCAAUUUUGCCUUCUUUUUAAAUCCAUGUUUAUAUUGUCUAGAAAGGCUUGUUUUCUAACCAGAGCGUCACCAAAUACUUUUUCUGGGUGUAUUUUGCAUAAAAGGAAACGUUUACAAAAUUUCAAAUUUUUGACCAAAACCAUGGACUAACCCCUUUGCAAAAAUACCAAUUUAGUGGGUUUUUGAAACCGAUGUUUUUGUUGUUCAGAAAGGCUUGUUUGCUAUAUAAAACGUCGAAAAUCGUUUUUUCACGAUUUAUUUUCACCAUCUAUGACAUGGGAAUACAGGAGGUUACAAGGGGUUACAGGGGGUUACAAGGGGUUACAAAGGGGUUACAAGGGGUUACAAGAGGUUACAAGGGUGACAGGGGGUGACAAGGGGGGUUACAGGGGGUUUCAAAGGAUUAUAGAAACUUUUCUCUAACUAGAACGUUCCCAGAUACGUUUUCUUGGUCUAUUGUGCACAAAAAUCAAACUUGAAGAAAUCUGAAAUUUUUGACCAAAACGAUGGAAAAAAUUCUAAUUUUGCAUUUUUCGUACACAGCUGUUUUUAUAAUAUUUAAAGGCUUCUUUUUUAUCUACAACAUCAGCAAACACUUUUUCUCGAUCCAUUUUUGAUAAACACAAAAGAUGAAAAAACUUCAACUUUUUGACCAAAAUCAUGGACUAUCCCCUUUGCAAAAAUGCCAAUUUUGCCUUCUUUUUAAAUCCAUGUUUAUAUUGUCUAGAAAGGCUUGUUUUCUAACCAGAGCGUCACCAAAUACUUUUUCUGGGUGUAUUUUGCAUAAAAGGAAACGUUUACAAAAUUUCAAAUUUUUGACCAAAACCAUGGACUAACCCCUUUGCAAAAAUACCAAUUUAGUGGGUUUUUGAAAUCGAUGUUUUUGUUGUUCAGAAAGGCUUGUUUGCUAUAUAAAACGUCAAAAAUUGUUGUUUCCCCAUUUAUUUUAACCGUCUAUGACAUGGGAAUACAGGGGGUUACAAGGGGUUACAGGGGGUUACAAGGGGUUACAAGGGGUUACAGGGGGUUACAAGAGGUUACAAGGGGUUACAGGGGGUCAAAAGGGGUUACAGGGGGUUUCAAAGGAUUAUAGAAACUUUUCUCUAACUAGAACGUUCCCAGAUACGUUUUCUUGGUCUAUUGUGCACAAAAAUCAAACUUGAAGAAAUCUGAAAUUUUUGACCAAAACGAUGGAAAAAAUUCUAAUUUUGCGUUUUUCGUACACAGCUGUUUUUAUAAUAUUUAAAGGCUUCUUUUUUAUCUACAACGUCAGCAAACACUUUUUGUCGAUCCAUUUUUGAUAAACACAAAAGAUGAAAAAACUUCAACUUUUUGACCAAAAUCAUGGACUAUCUCCUUUGCAAAAAUGCCAAUUUUGCCUUCUUUUUAAAUCCAUGUUUAUAUUGUCUAGAAAGGCUUGUUUUCUAACCAGAGCGUCACCAAAUACUUUUUCUGGGUGUAUUUUGGAUAAAAAGAAACGUUCACAAAAUUUCAAAUUUUUGACCAAAACCAUGGACUAACCCCUUUGCAAAAAUACCAAUUUUGUGGGUUUUUGAAAUCGAUGUUUUUGUUGUUCAGAAAGGCUUGUUUGCUAUAUAAAACGUCAAAAAUCGUUGUUUCCCCAUUUAUUUUCACCGUCUAUGACAUGGGAAUACAGGGGGUUACCAGGGGUUACAGGGGGUUACAAGGGGUUACAAGGGGUUACAGGGGGUUACAAGAGGUUACAAGGGGUGACAGGGGGUGACAAGGGGUUACAGGGGGUUUCAAAGGAUUAUAGAAACUUUUCUCUAACUAGAACGUUCCCAGAUACGUUUUCUUGGUCUAUUGUGCACAAAAAUCAAACUUGAAGAAAUCUGAAAUUUUUGACCAAAACGAUGGAAAAAAUUCUAAUUUUGCGUUUUUCGUACACAGCUGUUUUUAUAAUAUUUAAAGGCUUCUUUUUUAUCUACAACGUCAGCAAACACUUUUUCUCGAUCCAUUUUUGAUAAACACAAAAGAUGAAAAAACUUCAACUUUUUGACCAAAAUCAUGGACUAUCCCCUUUGCAAAAAUGCCAAUUUUGCCUUCUUUUUAAAUCCAUGUUUAUAUUGUCUAGAAAGGCUUGUUUUCUAACCAGAGCGUCACCAAAUACUUUUUCUGGGUGUAUUUUGCAUAAACGGAAACGUUUACCAAAUUUCAAAUUUUUGACCAAAACCAUGGACUAACCCCUUUGCAAAAAUACCAAUUUAGUGGGUUUUUUGAAAUCGAUGUUUUUGUUGUUCAGAAAGGCUUGUUUGCUAUAUAAAACGUCAAAAAUUGUUGUUUCCCUAUUUAUUUUAACCGUCUAUGACAUGGGAAUACAGGGGGUUACAAGGGGUUACAGGGGGUUACAAGGGGUUACAAGGGGUUACAAGAGGUUACAGGGGUUACAAGGGUUACAAGGGGUGACAGGGGUGACAGGGGUGACAAGGGGUUACAGAGGGUUAAAAGGAUUAUAGAAACUUUUCUCUAACUAGAACGUUCCCAGAUACGUUUUCUUGGUCUAUUGUGCACAAAAAUCAAACUUGAAGAAAUCUGAAAUUUUUGACCAAAACGAUGGAAAAAAUUCUAAUUUUGCGUUUUUCGUACACAGCUGUUUUUAUAAUAUUUAAAGGCUUCUUUUUUAUCUACAACGUCAGCAAACACUUUUUCUCGAUCCAUUUUUGAUAAACACAAAAGAUGAAAAAACUUCAACUUUUUGACCAAAAUCAUGGACUAUCCCCUUUGCAAAAAUGCCAAUUUUGCCUUCUUUUUAAAUCCAUGUUUAUAUUGUCUAGAAAGGCUUGUUUUCUAACCAGAGCGUCACCAAAUACUUUUUCUGGGUGUAUUUUGCAUAAAAGGAAACGUUUACAAAAUUUCAAAUUUUUGACCAAAACCAUGGACUAACCCCUUUGCAAAAAUACCAAUUUUGUGGGUUUUUGAAAUCGAUGUUUUUGUUGUUCAGAAAGGCUUGUUUGCUAUAUAAAACGUCAAAAAUCGUUGUUUCCCCAUUUAUUUUCACCGUCUAUGACAUGGGAAUACAGGGGGUUACAAGGGGUUAGAGGGGGUUACAAGGGGUUACAAGGGGUUACAAGAGGUUACAGGGGGUUACAAGAGGUUACAAGGGGUGACAGGGGGUGACAAGGGGUUACAGAGGGUUACAAAGGAUUAUAGAAACUUUUUUCUAACUAGAACGUUCCCAGAUACGUUUUCUUGGUCUAUUUUGCAUCAAAAUCAAAGUUGAAGAAAUCUCAAAUUUUUCACCAAAACGAUGGACUAACCCCUUUGAAAAAAUUCUAAUUUUGCGUUUUUCGUACACAGCUGUUUUUAUAAUCUUUAAAGGCUUCUUUUUUAUCUACAACGUCAGCAAACACUUUUUCUCGAUCCAUUUUUGAUAAACACAAAAGAUGAAAAAACUACAACUUUUUGACCAAAAUCAUGGACUAUCCCCUUUGCAAAAAUGCCAAUUUUGCCUUCUUUUUAAAUCCAUGUUUAUAUUGUCUAGAAAGGCUUGUUUUCUAACCAGAGCGUCACCAAAUACUUUUUCUGGGUGUAUUUUGGAUAAAAAGAAACGUUCACAAAAUUUCAAAUUUUUGACCAAAACCAUGGACUAACCCCUUUGCAAAAAUACCAAUUUUGUGGGUUUUUGAAAUCGAUGUUUUUGUUGUUCAGAAAGGCUUGUUUGCUAUAUAAAACGUCAAAAAUCGUUGUUUCCCCAUUUAUUUUCACCGUCUAUGACAUGGGAAUACAGGGGGUUACAAGGGGUUACAGGGGGUUACAAGGGGUUACAAGGGGUUACAGGGGGUUACAAGAGGUUACAAGGGGUGACAGGGGGUGACAAGGGGUUACAGGGGGUUUCAAAGGAUUAUAGAAACUUUUCUCUAACUAGAACGUUCCCAGAUACGUUUUCUUGGUCUAUUUUGCAUCAAAAUCAAAGUUGAAGAAAUCUCAAAUUUUUGACCAAAACGAUGGACUAACCCCUUUGAAAAAAUUCUAAUUUUGCGUUUUUCGUACACAGCUGUUUUUAUAAUAUUUAAAGGCUUCUUUUUUAUCUACAACGUCAGAAAACACUUUUUCUCGAUCCAUUUUUGAUAAACACAAAAGAUGAAAAAACUACAACUUUUUGACCAAAAGCAUGGACUAUCCCCUUUGCAAAAAUGCCAAUUUUGCCUUCUUUUUAAAUCCAUGUUUAUAUUGUCUAGAAAGGCUUGUUUUCUAACCAGAGCGUCACCAAAUACUUUUUCUGGGUGUAUUUUGCAUAAAAGGAAACGUUUACAAAAUUUCAAAUUUUUGACCAAAACCAUGGACUAACCCCUUUGCAAAAAUGCCAAUUUUGUGGGUUUUUGAAACCGAUGUUUUUGUUGUUCAGAAAGGCUUGUUUGCUAUAUAAAACGUCGAAAAUCGUUUUUUCACGAUUUAUUUUAACCAUCUAUGACAUGGGAAUACAGGGGGUUACAAGGGGUUACAAGGGGUGGGGGUUACAAGAGGUUACAAGGGGUGACAGGGGGUGACAAGGGGUUACAGGGGGUUUCAAAGGAUUAUAGAAACUUUUCUCUAACUAGAACGUUCCCAGAUACGUUUUCUUGGUCUAUUUUGCACAAAAAUCAAAGUUGAAGAUCUCAAAUCUUUGACCAAAACGAUGGACUAACCCCUUUCAAAAAAUUCUAAUUUUGCGUUUUUCGUACACAGCUGUUUUUAUAAUCUUUAAAGGCUUCUUUUUUAUCUAGAACGUCAGCAAACACUUUUUGUCGAUCCAUUUUUGAUAAACACAAAAGAUGAAAAAACUACAACUUUUUGACCAAAAUCAUGGACUAUCCCCUUUGCAAAAAUGCCAAUUUUGCCUUCUUUUUAAAUCCAUGUUUAUAUUGUCUAGAAAGGCUUGUUUUCUAACCAAAGCGUCACCAAAUACGUUUUCUGGGUGUAUAUUGCAUAGAAAGAAACGUUCACAAAAUUUCAAAUUUUUGACCAAAACCAUGGACUAACCCCUUUGCAAAAAUGCCAAUUUUGUGGGUUUUUGAAACCGAUGUUUUUGUUGUUCAGAAAGGCUUGUUUGCUAUAUAAAACGUCGAAAAUCGUUUUUUCACGAUUUAUUUUCACCAUCUAUGACAUGGGAAUACAGGGGGUUACAAGGGGUUACAGGGGGUUACAAGGGGUUACAAGGGGUUACAGGGGGUUACAAGAGGUUACAAGGGGUGACAGGGGGUGACAAGGGGUUACAGGGGGUUUCAAAGGAUUAUAGAAACUUUUCUCUAACUAGAACGUUCCCAGAUACGUUUUCUUGGUCUAUUUUGCAUCAAAAUCAAAGUUGAAGAAAUCUCAAAUUUUUCACCAAAACGAUUGACUAACCCCUUUGAAAAAAUUCUAAUUUUGCGUUUUUCGUACACAGCUGUUUUUAUAAUCUAUAAAGGCUUCUUUUUUAUCUAGAACGUCAGCAAACACUUUUUGUCGAUCCAUUUUUGAUAAACACAAAAGAUGAAAAAACUACAACUUUUUGACCAAAAUCAUAGACUGUCCCCUUUGCAAAAAAGCCAAUUUUGCCUUCUUUUUAAAUCCAUGUUUAUAUUGUCUAGAAAGGCUUGUUUUCUAACCAAAGCGUCACCAAAUACUUUUUCUGGGUGUAUUUUGGAUAAAAAGAAACGUUCACAAAAUUUCAAAUUUUUGACCAAAACCAUGGACUAACCCCUUUGCAAAAAUACCAAUUUUGUGGGUUUUUGAAAUCGAUGUUUUUGUUGUUCAGAAAGGCUAGUUUGCUAUAUAAAACGUCAAAAAUCGUUGUUUCCCCAUUUAUUUUCACCGUCUAUGACAUGGGAAUACAGGGGGUUACAAGGGGUUACAGGGGGUUACAAGGGGUUACAAGGGGUUACAAGAGGUUACAGGGGGUUACAAGAGGUUACAAGGGGUGACAUGGGGUGACAAGGGGUUACAGAGGGUUAAAAAGGAUUAUAGAAACUUUUUUCUAGCUAAAACGUUCCCAGAUACGUUUUCUUGGUCUAUUUUGCAUCAAAAUCAAAGUUGAAGAAAUCUCAAAUUUUUGACCAAAACGAUGGACUAACCCCUUUGAAAAAAUUCUAAUUUUGCGUUUUUCGUACACAGCUGUUUUGAUAAUCUUUAAAGCCUUCUUUUCUAUCUAAAACGUCAGCAAACACUUUUUCUCGAUCCAUUUUUGAUAAACACAAAAGAUGAAAAAACUACAACUUUUCGACCAAAAUCAUGGACUAUCCCCUUUGCAAAAAUGCCAAUUUUGCCUUCUUUUUAAAUCCAUGUUUAUAUUGUCUAGAAAGGCUUGUUUUCUAACCAAAGCGUCACCAAAUACUUUUUCUGGGUGUAUAUUGCAUAAAAAGAAACGUUCACAAAAUUUCUAACUUUUGACCAAAACCAUGGACUAACCCCUUUGCAAAAAUGCCAAUUUUGUGGGUUUUUGAAACCGAUGUUUUUGUUGUUCAGAAAGGCUUGUUUGCUAUAUAAAACGUCGAAAAUCGUUUUUUCACGAUUUAUUUUCACCAUCUAUGACAUGGGAAUACAGGGGGUUACAAGGGGUUACAGGGGGUUACAAGGGGUUACAAGGGGUUACAGGGGGUUACAAGAGGUUACAAGGGGUGACAGGGGGUGACAAGGGGUUACAGGGGGUUUCAAAGGAUUAUAGAAACUUUUCUCUAACUAGAACGUUCCCAGAUACGUUUUCUUGGUCUAUUGUGCACAAAAAUCAUAGUUGAAGAAAUCUCAAAUUUUUUACCAAACCGAUGGACUAACCCCUUUGAAAAAAUUCUAAUUUUGCGUUUUUCGUACACAGCUGUUUUGAUAAUCUUUAAAGCCUUCUUUUCUAUCUAAAACGUCAGCAAACACUUUUUCUCGAUCCAUUUUUGAUAAACACAAAAGAUGAAAAAACUACAACUUUUUGACCAAAAUCAUGGACUAUCCCCUUUGCAAAAAUGCCAAUUUUGCCUUCUUUUUAAAUCCAUGUUUAUAUUGUCUAGAAAGGCUUGUUUUCUAACCAAAGCGUCACCAAAUACGUUUUCUGGGUGUAUAUUGCAUAAAAAGAAACGUUCACAAAAUUUCAAAUUUUUGACCAAAACCAUGGACUAACCCCUUUGCAAAAAUGCCAAUUUUGUGGGUUUUUGAAACCGAUGUUUUUGUUGUUCAGAAAGGCUUGUUUGCUAUAUAAAACGUCGAAAAUCGUUUUUUCACGAUUUAUUUUCACCAUCUAUGACAUGGGAAUACAGGGGGUUACAAGGGGUUACAGGGGGUUACAAGGGGUUACAAGGGGUUACAGGGGGUUACAAGAGGUUACAAGGGGUGACAGGGGGUGACAAGGGGUUACAGGGGGUUUCAAAGGAUUAUAGAAACUUUUCUCUAACUAGAACGUUCCCAGAUACGUUUUCUUGGUCUAUUGUGCACAAAAAUCAAAGUUGAAGAAAUCUCAAAUUUUUGACCAAAACGAUGGACUAACCCCUUUGAAAAAAUUCUAAUUUUGCGUUUUUCGUACACAGCUGUUUUGAUAAUCUUUAAAGGCUUCUUUUUUAUCUACAACGUCAGCAAACACUUUUUCUCGAUCCAUUUUUGAUAAACACAAAAGAUGAAAAAACUACAACUUUUUGACCAAAAUCAUGGACUAUCCCCUUUGCAAAAAUGCCAAUUUUGCCUUCUUUUUAAAUCCAUGUUUAUAUUGUCCAGAAAGGCUUGUUUUCUAACCAAAGCGUCACCAAAUACUUUUUCUGGGUGUAUAUUGCAUAAAAAGAAACGUUCACAAAAUUUCAAAUUUUUGACCAAAACCAUGGACUAACCCCUUUGCAAAAAUGCCAAUUUUGUGGGUUUUUGAAACCGAUGUUUUUGUUGUUCAGAAAGGCUUUUUUGCUAUAUAAAACGUCGAAAAUCGUUUUUUCACGAUUUAUUUUCACCAUCUAUAACAUGGGAAUACAGGGGGUUACAAGGGGUUACAGGGCGUUACAAGGGGUUACAAGGAGUUACAGGGGGUUACAAGAGGUUACAAGGGGUGACAGGGGGUGACAAGGGGUUACAGGGGGUUUUAAAGGAUUAUGGAAACUUUUCUCUAACUAGAACGUUCCCAGAUACGUUUUCUUGGUCUAUUGUGCACAAAAAUCAUAGUUGAAGAAAUCUCAAAUUUUUUACCAAACCGAUGGACUAACCCCUUUGAAAAAAUUCUAAUUUUGCGUUUUUCGUACACAGCUGUUUUGAUAAUCUUUAAAGCCUUCUUUUUUAUCUAAAACGUCAGCAAACACUUUUUCUCGAUCCAUUUUUGAUAAACACAAAAGAUGAAAAAACUACAACUUUUCGACCAAAAUCAUGGACUAUCCCCUUUGCAAAAAUGCCAAUUUUGCCUUCUUUUUAAAUCCAUGUUUAUAUUGUCUAGAAAGGCUUGUUUUCUAACCAAAGCGUCACCAAAUACUUUUUCUGGGUGUAUAUUGCAUAAAAAGAAACGUUCACAAAAUUUCUAACUUUUGACCAAAACCAUGGACUAACCCCUUUGCAAAAAUGCCAAUUUUGUGGGUUUUUGAAACCGAUGUUUUUGUUGUUCAGAAAGGCUUGUUUGCUAUAUAAAACGUCGAAAAUCGUUUUUUCACGAUUUAUUUUCACCAUCUAUGACAUGGGAAUACAGGGGGUUACAAGGGGUUACAGGGGGUUACAAGGGGUUACAAGGGGUUACAGGGGGUUACAAGAGGUUACAAGGGGUGACAGGGGGUGACAAGGGGUUACAGGGGGUUUCAAAGGAUUAUAGAAACUUUUCUCUAACUAGAACGUUUCCAGAUACGUUUUCUUGGUCUAUUUUGCAUCAAAAUCAAAGUUGAAGAAAUCUCAAAUUUUUGACCAAAACGAUGGACUAACCCCUUUGAAAAAAUUCUAAUUUUGCGUUUUUCGUACACAGCUGUUUUUAUAAUAUUUAAAGGCUUCUUUUUUAUCUACAACGUCAGAAAACACUUUUUGUCGAUCCAUUUUUGAUAAACACAAAACAUGAAAAAACUUCAACUUUUUGACCAAAAUCAUGGAUUAUCCCCUUUGCAAAAAUGCCAAUUUUACCUUCUUUUUAAAUCCAUGUUUAUAUUGUCUAGAAAGGCUUGUUUUUUAACCAGAGCGUCACCAAAUACUUUUUCUGGGUGUAUAUUGCAUAAAAAGAAACGUUCACAAAAUUUCAAAUUUUUGACCAAAACCAUGGACUAACCCCUUUGCAAAAAUGCCAAUUUUGUGGGUUUUUGAAACCGAUGUUUUUGUUGUUCAGAAAGGCUUGUUUGCUAUAUAAAACGUCAAAAAUUGUUGUUUCCCCAUUUAUUUUAACCGUCUAUGACAUGGGAAUACGGGGGGUUACAAGGGGUUACAGGGGGUUACAAGGGGUUACAGGGGGUUACAAGGGGUUACAAGGGGUUACAGGGGGUUACAAGAGGUUACAAGGGGUGACAUGGGGUGACAAGGGGUUACAGAGGGUUAAAAAGGAUUAUAGAAACUUUUUUCUAACUAAAACGUUCCCAGAUACGUUUUCUUGGUCUAUUUUGCAUCAAAAUCAAAGUUGAAGAAAUCUCAAAUUUUUGACCAAAACGAUGGACUAACCCCUUUGAAAAAAUUCUAAUUUUUCGUUUUUCGUACACAGCUGUUUUUAUAAUAUUUAAAGGCUUCUUUUUUAUCUACAACGUCAGAAAACACUUUUUCUCGAUCCAUUUUUGAUAAACACAAAACAUGAAAAAACUUCAACUUUUUGACCAAAAUCAUGGAUUAUCCCCUUUGCAAAAAUGCCAAUUUUACCUUCUUUUUAAAUCCAUGUUUAUAUUGUCUAGAAAGGCUUGUUUUUUAACCAGAGCGUCACCAAAUACUUUUUCUGGGUGUAUAUUGCAUAAAAAGAAACGUUCACAAAAUUUCAAAUUUUUGACCAAAACCAUGGACUAACCCCUUUGCAAAAAUGCCAAUUUUGUGGGUUUUUGAAACCGAUGUUUUUGUUGUUCAGAAAGGCUUGUUUGCUAUAUAAAACGUCGAAAAUCGUUUUUUCACGAUUUAUUUUCACCAUCUAUGACAUGGGAAUACAGGGGGGGGGUUACAAGGGGUUACAGGGGGGUUACAAGGGGUUACAAGGGGUUACAGGGGUUACAAGAGGUUACAAGGGGUGACAGGGGGUGACAAGGGGUUACAGGGGGUUUCAAAGGAUUAUAGAAACUUUUCUCUAACUAGAACGUUCCCAGAUACGUUUUCUUGGUCUAUUUUGCAUCAAAAUCAAAGUUGAAGAAAUCUCAAAUUUUUGACCAAAACGAUGGACUAACCCCUUUGAAAAAAUUCUAAUUUUGCGUUUUUCGUACACAGCUGUUUUUAUAAUCUUUAAAGGCUUCUUUUUUAUCUACAACGUCAGCAAACACUUUUUCUCGAUCCAUUUUUGAUAAACACAAAACAUGAAAAAACUUCAACUUUUUGACCAAAAUCAUGGACUAUCCCCUUUGCAAAAAUGCCAAUUUUGCCUUCUUUUUAAAUCCAUGUUUAUAUUGUCUAGAAAGGCUUGUUUUCUAACCAGAGCGUCACCAAAUACUUUUUCUGGGUGUAUAUUGCAUAAAAAGAAACGUUCACAAAAUUUCAAAUUUUUGACCAAAACCAUGGACUAACCCCUUUGCAAAAAUGCCAAUUUUGUGGGUUUUUGAAACCGAUGUUUUUGUUGUUCAGAAAGGCUUGUUUGCUAUAUAAAACGUCGAAAAUCGUUUUUUCACGAUUUAUUUUCACCAUCUAUGACAUGGGAAUACAGGGGGUUACAAGGGGUUACAGGGGGUUACAAGGGGUUACAAGGGGUUACAAGGGGUUACAAGGGGUUACAGUGGGUUACAAGAGGUUACAAGGGGUGACAGGGGGUGACAAGGGGUUACUGGGGGUUUCAAAGGAUUAUAGAAACUUUUCUCUAACUAGAACGUUCCCAGAUACGUUUUCUUGGUCUAUUUUGCAUCAAAAUCAAAGUUGAAGAAAUCUCAAAUUUUUGACCAAAACGAUGGACUAACCCCUUUGAAAAAAUUCUAAUUUUUCGUUUUUCGUACACAGCUGUUUUUAUAAUCUUUAAAGGCUUCUUUUUUAUCUACAACGUCAGCAAACACUUUUUGUCGAUCCAUUUUUGAUAAACACAAAAGAUGAAAAAACUACAACUUUUUGACCAAAAUCAUGGACUAUCCCCUUUGCAAAAAUGCCAAUUUUGCCUUCUUUUUAAAUCCAUGUUUAUAUUGUCUAGAAAGGCUUGUUUUCUAACCAGAGCGUCACCAAAUACUUUUUCUGGGUGUAUAUUGCAUAAAAAGAAACGUUCACAAAAUUUCAAAUUUUUGACCAAAACCAUGGACUAACCCCUUUGCAAAAAUACCAAUUUAGUGGGUUUUUGAAAUCGAUGUUUUUGUUGUUCAGAAGGGCUUGUUUGCUAUAUAAAACGUGAAAAAUUGUUGUUUCCCCAUUUAUUUUCACCGUCUAUGACAUGGGAAUACAGGGGGUUACAAGGGGUUACAGGGGGUUACAAGGGGUUACAAGGGCUUACAACAGGUUACAGGGGGUUACAAGAGGUUACAAGGGGUGACAUGGGGUGACAAGGGGUUACAGAGGGUUAAAAAGGAUUAUAGAAACUUUUUUCUAACUAAAACGUUCCCAGAUACGUUUUCUUGGUCUAUUUUGCAUCAAAAUCAAAGUUGAAGAAAUCUCAAAUUUUUGACCAAAACGAUGGACUAACCCCUUUGAAAAAAUUCUAAUUUUGCGUUUUUCGUACACAGCUGUUUUUAUAAUCUUUAAAGGCUUCUUUUUUAGCUACAACGUCAGCAAACACUUUUUCUCGAUCCAUUUUUGAUAAACACAAGAGAUGAAAAAACUUCAACUUUUUGACCAAAAUCAUGGACUAUCCCCUUUGCAAAAAUGCCAAUUUUGCCUUCUUUUUAAAUCCAUGUUUAUAUUGUCUAGAAAGGCUUGUUUUCUAACCAGAGCGUCACCAAAUACUUUUUCUGGGUGUAUAUUGCAUAAAAAGAAACGUUCACAAAAUUUCAAAUUUUUGACCAAAACCAUGGACUAACCCCUUUGCAAAAAUGCCAAUUUUGUGGGUUUUUGAAACCGAUGUUUUUGUUGUUCAGAAAGGCUUGUUUGCUAUAUAAAACGUCGAAAAUCGUUUUUUCACGAUUUAUUUUCACCAUCUAUGACAUGGGAAUACAGGAGUUACAACGGGUUACAGGGGUUACAAGGGGUUACAAGGGGUUACAAGGGGUUACAAGGGGUUACAAGGGGGGUACAAGGGGUUACAGAGGGUUACAAGGGUUACAAGGGGUGACAUGGGGUGACAAGGGGUUACAGAGGGUUAAAAAGGAUUAUAGAAACUUUUUUCUAACUAAAACGUUCCCAGAUACGUUUUCUUGGUCUAUUUUGCAUCAAAAUCAAAGUUGAAGAAAUCUCAAAUUUUUGACCAAAACGAUGGACUAACCCCUUUGAAAAAAUUCUAAUUUUUCGUUUUUCGUACACAGCUGUUUUUAUAAUCUUUAAAGGCUUCUUUUUUAUCUACAACGUCAGCAAACACUUUUUGUCGAUCCAUUUUUGAUAAACACAAAAGAUGAAAAAACUACAACUUUUUGACCAAAAUCAUGGACUAUCCCCUUUUCAAAAAUACCAAUUUUGCCUUCUUUUUAAAUCCAUGUUUAUAUUGUCUAGAAAGGCUUGUUUUCUAACCAAAGCGUCACCAAAUACUUUUUCUGGGUGUAUAUUGCAUAAAAAGAAACGUUCACAAAAUUUCAAAUUUUUGACCAAAACCAUGGACUAACCCCUUUGCAAAAAUGCCAAUUUUGUGGGUUUUUGAAACCGAUGUUUUUGUUGUUCAGAAAGGCUUGUUUGCUAUAUAAAACGUCAAAAAUUGUUGUUUCCCCAUUUAUUUUAACCGUCUAUGACAUGGGAAUACAGGGGAGUACAAGGGGUUACAGGGGGUUACAAGGGGUUACAAGGGGUUACAAGAGGUUACAGGGGGUUACAAGAGGUUACAAGGGGUGACAUGGGGUGACAAGGGGUUACAGAGGGUUAAAAAGGAUUAUAGAAACUUUUUUCUAACUAAAACGUACCCAGAUACGUUUUCUUGGUCUCUUUUGCAGCAAAAUCAAAGUUGAAGAAAUCUCAAAUUUUUGACCAAAACGAUGGACUAACCCCUUUGAAAAAAUUCUAAUUUUUCGUUUUUCGUACACAGCUGUUUUUAUAAUCUUUAAAGGCUUCUUUUUUAUCUACAACGUCAGCAAACACUUUUUGUCGAUCCAUUUUUGAUAAACACAAAAGAUGAAAAAACUUCAACUUUUUGACCAAAAUCAUGGACUAUCCCCUUUGCAAAAAUGCCAAUUUUGCCUUCUUUUUAAAUCCAUGUUUAUAUUGUCUAGAAAGGCUUGUUUUCUAACCAAAGCGUCACCAAAUACUUUUUCUGGGUGUAUAUUGCAUAAAAAGAAACGUUCACAAAAUUUCAAAUUUUUGACCAAAACCAUGGACUAACCCCUUUGCAAAAAUACCAAUUUAGUGGGUUUUUGAAAUCGAUGUUUUUGUUGUUCAGAAAGGCUUGUUUGCUAUAUAAAACGUCAAAAAUUGUUGUUUCCCCAUUUAUUUUAACCGUCUAUGACAUGGGAAUACAGGGGGUUACAAGGGGUUAAGGGGGGUUACAAGGGGUUACAAGGGGUUACAAGAGGUUACAGGGGGUUACAAGAGGUUACAAGGGGUGACAUGGGGUGACAAGGGGUUACAGAGGGUUAAAAAGGCUUAUAGAAACUUUUUUCUAACUAAAACGUUCCCAGAUACGUUUUCUUGGUCUAUUUUGCAUCAAAAUCAAAGUUGAAGAAAUCUCAAAUUUUUGACCAAAACGAUGGACUAACCCCUUUGAAAAAAUUCUAAUUUUGCGUUUUUCGUACACAGCUGUUUUUAUAAUAUUUAAAGGCUUCUUUUUUAUCUACAACGUCAGCAAACACUUUUUCUCGAUCCAUUUUUGAUAAACACAAAAGAUGAAAAAACUUCAACUUUUUGACCAAAAUCAUGGACUAUCCCCUUUGCAAAAAUGCCAAUUUUGCCUUCUUUUUAAGUCAAUAUUUAUAUUGUCUAGAAAAUCUUGUUUUCUAACGAGAACGUCACCAAAUACUUUUUCUGGGUGUAUGUUGCAAAAAACGAAACGUUGACAAAAUUUCAAAUUUUUGACCAAAACCAUGGACUAACCCCCUUGCAAAAAUACUAAUUUUGUGAGUUUUUCAAAUCGAUGUUUUUGUGGUUCAAAAAGCCUUGUUUGCUAUAUAAAACGUCGAAAAUCGUUUUUUCACGAUUUAUUUUUACCAUCUAUGACAUGGGAACGCAGGGGGUUACAAGGGGUGACAGGAGGUUACAAGGGGUUACAGGGGGUUACAAGAGGUUACAAGGGGUGA
Molecule: messenger RNA, 17609 nt
Organism: Porites lobata
Lineage: Eukaryota; Metazoa; Cnidaria; Anthozoa; Scleractinia; Poritidae
Source: the annotation of a GenBank genome assembly